AGCGCCUAAAGAUGCUGGCCGUCUUCAGCCAGCUAGCCAGUUAGCCGAAAACAUGCCAAAUUAGAGAAAAAUCUGAUUAAAUAUUGGACAUUUGGAUGCGGGAGAGCAGCGGGAUUAUGGCGGGAAUCAUUAAAAAGCAAAUCCUGAAGCAUUUGUCCAGGUUUACGAAGAACCUCUCUCCAGAUAAGAUCAACCUGAGCACACUGAAGGGUGAGGGUCAGCUCUCUAACCUGGAGCUGGAUGAGGAGGUUCUGCAGAACAUGUUGGAUCUGCCCACCUGGCUGGCCGUCACCCGUGUCUACUGCAACAAGGCCGCCAUCAGAAUCCAGUGGACGAAGUUAAAGACGAGCCCUAUUUGUUUGUUUCUGGAUAAGGUGGAGGUGGAGAUGAGGACGUGUGAGGAGCCCCGCCCCCCUAAUGGGCCCUCCCCCAUUGCCAUCACUGCAGGUCAAAGUGAGUACGGUUUUGCGGAGAAGGUGGUGGAGGGCAUGUCCGUCAUCAUCAACUCCAUCACCAUUAAAGUCCAGGCUCGCGCAUUCCACGCCUCCUUCGAGCUGUGGCAGCUACAGGGCUACAGCCUCAACCCCAAAUGGCAGAAAACUGACCUCCGAUAUACACGCAUCACUCACCCCAAGAGAGGAGAGGUUCUGACCUUUAAGGAGAUUAAUUGGCAGAGUCUUCGAAUCGAGGCGGAUGCGAUAGAGAGUGAGGAUCAGGACCUGGGCAGCACUCCAUUACGCCUCAUCACCAACCAGGGCCGCAUCCGCAUCGCCCUCAAACGCAGGGUGAAGGACUGUAACGUUCUGGCCUCAAAGCUGCUCUUCAUCCUGGAUGACCUGCUGUGGGUUCUGACUGACUCUCAGCUCAAAGCUGUGAUCCAUUACGCUAAAUCUCUGAGCGAGGCCAUGGAGAAAUCUGCCCAGCAGAGGAAGAGCAUGGCGGCUGAAUCCCUGCAGACGGCUCCUCCCUCGCCUGGGCCGCACUCCCUGUGGGCAGAACCUCCUCCCGCUCCGGUGGGCACGCCCAGCACUCUAGCGCAGUACUUCGACCUCCAUGAUGUGAAGGAGUCAUCCUACCACACCUUCAUCUCCCGCCUGGAUCUGCACAUCUGCAAUGACAGCUCAUCAGCAGAACCUGAUGACCCCCCUGUUCCAGGCUCUCAGGGUGCUAUGCAGCUGACCUUCCGGAAGCUGGGCUGUGAUUAUUACCCCUUCCACAGGCCGGGUGAUGGCUGCAGGCACUGGGAGUGUUACUGUGGAGCAAUGGACUCUCGGGCUCAGUGGGCGGCCAAACUGCUGCAGGAGUUCCAGCAGAGAGUGGACAGCUCAGGCUUUCCUGGACCUCCUACUGACCAGCAGGCACCCAGCACACAGUCACCAGCCCGCAAAACUCAGGGAGAUGGGGAGUCCGUUCUUAAGUCCAGUCCUGAUGGGGGUCCGGCGUCUCGGACUGCUCCUGGGGCAGCUCUAAAGAGACUCCGGUCCAGCUGCAUGGUGAUCCGGGUGGACGAUCUGGACAUUCACCAGGUGUCCACAGGGGGGCGCAACAGCAAGAGAACCCAGUCUCUUCUCUCCUGUAACCGCAAGUCGCUCCAGCUAGCGGAAAACACACCUGCCAUCCACCUGCAGUUCACAGAGUACUACUUCCCUCACAGCCCUGGAACACCUGUGCCCUGCUCUAACUUGUACGGUCAGCUGAACGGUCUGCAGCUCUGCGUGGAUGCCCCCAGCCUCCUGUGGAUGGCGCUCUUUUCCCGAGGUCUGCUGCGAACACUGGAGCAGGUUAAAGCCUUCUACCACUUGCAGGACAGCAGCAAGAGUGAGGAGCAUGUGGACAUCAGAGUGGACAUCACACAGCUGAAGCUGGUGGUUCCUUUGGACUCCUCCAUCCUGGAUCACCCGGAUCGUCCUCAGUCUCUGAGCUUCAUCCUCCCUCAGGCUGUGCUGAGCAACACCCGCCACUGCCCUCACGGCUCGUGCUCCGACCUCCAGGGCAUCUUCACUAGCUUUUCCAAACGACCUUUCUUCCAGACUUCACUGAGCCCGUCUUUCCCUCGUGACCGAAACACGUUCCACCCUCUUCCGCCCGAGUUUCUUUAUCCUCCCCCUGAAAAAAGGCCAACCCGAGCGCAGGACGUCUGGUGCUUGAGCUUGUCCCGGGCGGCGUUGGGUUUUGAAGGUGCCAGACGAGGACCUAAGGGAAGCGAUCUUGAUGCUCCCAGAAGCCCUGACAAGCUGCCUCAGCCUGGAACAAACCACGUCUUUCCAGAACAGGAUGUCCAGGAGGUACCUGGAGCUCCCUCAGCACCAGUCCACAUCCUGGCACAGUUCAUCACACCAGUUAAAGUGUGGUUGAACCACUACCAGUACGUAGCCCUGCUGAGGAUGAAGGACUUCCUCGCCCGGCUGGCCGGAGAUUUGACCCGAGACCCUCAGGAUUCCCAAAGUUUGGAAAAGAAGCAGGCCGAUCCUCCUGCGGUUUGUGUUUCCGUCCUCUUGGAGGCGCUAGAGCUCUGGCUGCUCCUGCCGCCCACUGUAGGAGAGCCAGAGGAAGACGGUGGCUCUCCAGAGGAAACGGACACUCAGAGUCUUACGGACUCGGAACUAUCUCCGUCCCACCAACCCGGAGAGCCUGGACUGCUGCAGGACAGCGGCAUCGGGGAAAACGCUGCGGCCAACGCCAGUGGAUCACAUGACCAGGAUGAUGAAGGUGAUGGGGAGGGUGAGGGGUCAGUGGAGGAAGCGUGUGAAGCUGUAGAAGAAGUAGAUGAUGAAGCCGGUCAGGAGGAACCUCAGCCUGCAACGCUGGUCACUUCCCCUCCGCACUCUCCAGGUCUGACCCGAGACACUUCCACCUUCAGCCUGGAGGGGGAGCUGUCCAAUGCCCUCAACGCCACCAAGGAUGUCACUAAAGAUGCGCUAAACGCCUCACUGGACCUCACCAAGGGGGCGCUGUCCAUCACGAAAGACGCCUUCAGCAUCCUAAGCCGCGGGUCGGCCAUGACGAAGCUCUUCAGCACUCAGACCAAGGAACAGGCCGCCCGGCCAGAUGACCCUGGUCUGCGUCUGCAGCCCCUCAAACACUCUUCUUCCCAGAAUUCCUGCGAUAGUGCCCUCCUGGACAGCAGCGUGGCUGAUGACGGCCUGUCUGUGGACAGCGACACCAGCGAAAACUUCAUCAUCCUGCUGGACUCUGAGUCUGGUUUGGAGUCUAUGCGUCCUAACGGUACUCCAGUUCACUCGGGUAGUCGGGUCAGUCCCGCUGCGGGGACAGAGGGGGGGUCGUCAGCAGAUCUGAGCAGCUCUCUGUCCCAGAGCACUGAGGAUCUUUCCCAGGAUUCAGUAUCUGUGCUGCUGCUGUCUCUGAGCGGGGUCACCUCUGUGGUGGAGCUCCGUGGGGAGGAUGUUGUCGUGGCAACUGAGGCCCAGUCCCUCACCCCUAAGCAGCUGGGCAACCAGAGAGUGAUGGAGCUGCUGGCCGGACUGACGGUGGCGCAAGGAGGUUCCUCGUCCCCGGCCAGCCCGGGGGCUCUCCCGGCGGUCUGUAUGAGGGUGGAGGCAGGACCUAGUGCAGGUCGUCACUGUGCGGCAGCAGAGGGGGCGGGGUUUUUGGAGGUUUGUGUGCAGGGCUGCCGGGCGGAGCUGCUGACCUCCACUUUGAACACGAUUGGACCGUUCCUGGAGGAUGAGCUGACGGCUGACCCACAGCCAAUCAGACUGAGGAUAUACAACACCAGCCUCACGCUGAAGGACGAUGGUCCGCGGGUGUACCCCACCGCUCCCCAGCCUGUUCCUGUGGCCUUCUAUUUGGAUGGUGUAGUUCUGGAGCGGCUGGACGACGGACACCUCAUGCUCAGAUCCACUGCCAGCCAAUCAGGAGACGGUGAUGCAGGAGGACAGGACAGAGCCUGCUGUGGGCCCGGAGGAGAGGGGAAGGUCGAGUCUCUGCAGUCUCAGCUGUCUGAAAUGCGCGCAGCUCUGGCUGCAGCUCUAUCGGAGCAAGAACGCCUCCUGCAGGAGAUCCACAAAUACAACCCUGCAUUCACACUCUAGGCUCCAGCACAGGGCAACACUGACGGCCUUCACAGCACAGUGAAGAGAGGAAGAGGAGGAGGGAGGGAGCCAUCAACCUCCCAUCGUGAUGGACAGAUCACAGACGGAGCAGGAGAAUCAACAUCACCAUCACCGUCCGCAUCACAGCUGCUUUACAGUCACUGACCGACAGUCAGUCAGUCUCUCUCUCUCUCUCUGUCUCCCUUUUUUCUUUCUCUUUUCUCUUUCUUUCAGUGUCUUCCAAUUUGUU
Molecule: messenger RNA, 4302 nt
Organism: Colossoma macropomum (tambaqui)
Lineage: Eukaryota; Metazoa; Chordata; Actinopteri; Characiformes; Serrasalmidae
Gene: bltp3a
Product: UHRF1 binding protein 1
Exons: 23
Coding region: 96-4052 (1318 amino acids)
Source: RefSeq, a predicted model, not a curated record